AUGGAAGUUUCGUUCCGUGUUCGAAAUCUUAAGAAUCAAAUAAUGACAACGAACGUGUGGGUGGAACAGGAGUGGAAUGAUUAUAAGCUCAAAUGGAAUCCUGACGACUACAGUGGAGUGGAAACAUUGCACGUGCCUUCAGAACACAUAUGGCUGCCAGAUAUAGUCUUAUACAAUAAUGCCGACGGCAACUACGAAGUGACGAUAAUGACUAAAGCCAUCCUCCAUUAUGACGGCAAAGUCGUCUGGAAACCUCCUGCCAUCUACAAGUCAUUCUGCGAGAUUGACGUCGAGUACUUCCCCUUUGACGAGCAGACCUGCUUCAUGAAGUUUGGCUCGUGGAGUUACGAUGGUUAUACGGUGGAUUUAAGACAUUUAAAACAGACGCCAGACUCGGACCACAUAGGAAUGGGCAUUGACUUAUCCGAGUACUAUAUUUCUGUAGAAUGGGAUAUUAUGCGAGUGCCAGCUACACGAAAUGAAAAAUUCUACUCUUGCUGCGAAGAACCCUACCCCGACAUUAUUUUCAAUCUCACUCUACGAAGAAAAACCCUUUUCUACACAGUUAAUCUCAUAAUUCCUUGUGUCGGAAUAUCAUUCUUAUCAGUUUUAGUAUUCUACUUACCCUCCGAUUCUGGCGAGAAAAUCUCACUAUGUAUCUCUAUUUUGCUGUCCCUAACUGUGUUCUUCUUGUUGUUAGCAGAAAUUAUUCCCCCAACAUCAUUGACGGUUCCACUGUUAGGCAAAUAUCUAUUAUUUACUAUGAUGCUAGUCACUCUAUCUGUAGUUGUCACAAUCGUGGUGCUAAAUGUAAAUUUUAGGUCCCCAGUCACUCACAAUAUGGCUCCAUGGGUGCGCAAAGUCUUUAUAGAUUUUUUACCUAAAAUAUUGUGUAUUCAAAGACCAGAAAAACCACCUGAUGACGAUGACGAUGACAAUGACAAACCUACAGAGGUGUUGACUGACGUUUUUGGUGGAGAUGAUAUGGAUGGAAAGUUCAAAGAGUGGGCCUGUGAAGAGUAUGAACUACCGGGUAUGCCACCUUCUCCCCCUCCUCCUCCAGGUGGUGAUGAUGAACUGUUUUCUCCUUCACCUGGCUCUCCUUGCCGCUUGGACUUAGACGAUGGUAGCCCAUCGUUAGAAAAACCGUUCGUAAGGGAAAUGGAAAAAACAAUUGAAGGCUCCAGGUUCAUUGCUCAACAUGUAAAAAACAAAGAUAAAUUUGAAAGCGUGGAAGACGACUGGAAGUACGUAGCUAUGGUGUUAGAUAGAAUCUUCCUAUUUGCAUUUACGAUAGCUUGUGUGGUCGGCACGGCUUUAAUCAUUUUUAGAGCGCCAACUUUUUACGACAACACGAAACCCAUAGAUAUUCUGUAUUCAAAGAUCGCGAAAAAGAAGUUGGAGUUGCUCAAAAUGGGCUCAGAAGGAGACCCAGGUCUCUGA
Pieris macdunnoughi is the source of this 1443-nucleotide messenger RNA. Lineage: Eukaryota; Metazoa; Arthropoda; Insecta; Lepidoptera; Pieridae. The record is from the annotation of a GenBank genome assembly.